GCCCCGGGAUACUGAUCUGCUUCUGCCUGGGUGAAGAGCUGGGUGCCUGAAGUGGGACGGGCAAAGAGGGGAAGCUCUGGCCCCGUCCCGUCCUCCACUUUUAAUGAGCUCUCCGAUCAUGCAGGAGUAAAAGUCCAGGUGGAACAGUUCAGCGCUCGCUCACACGCCUGCUGGUCCUAAUUUGCUUUUUCAAUGAACGCGUAAGAGGAAAACUGCGAAGGGAUUUACUUUCUUUUUACGCCUUCAGGACUAUUUCUUAUAUCUUCCCAGCUUCUCCUCUCUCUCCAAGGUUGGGAGGUUAGAAGAGGACAUCUGGUAGACCUGCUGAACCGGCACACCACCCAUCAUGAUCAGAGCAUCCCUCACUGGCAUCUGCCUCGCGCUCCUCCUGUCCUGUGCUUGCUGGGCCAAGCCUAACGGAUCAAAGAACAAGAAGCCAAAGCAAGUUGUUCCAGACAUUGAGUGUGAUGUAAGAGCAGGAAAGAUCAAUCUCCCAGAGUUCAUAGCCAAAUGCCCUGCACACUGUAAGGAGACAAAGCAGCAAGUCUAUGGGACUGGCGUGUUCGCCUCCAUCUCCAGCAUCUGCAAUGCAGCCAUCCACAGUGGCGUCCUACCUAACACAGGAGGAAAGGUGAUAGUGAGGAAGAUGGCCGGGCAGAACCAAUACAAGGGCAGCAACUCCCAUGGGGUGCGCUCUCUGUCUCUACCGAAGUGGAGGGAGUCGUUCGUUGUCUCAGUUGGGAAGCCCAAGAAAGGAGUGAUCUACCCAUCUACUCUGGACUACGUCCCCUCAAGACCAACCUACGUGAAAACAAGUCAAAAAGAGGCCAAAUCCCCUGCUGUUACCACAGUGCUUCCUACAAAAACAGCACCUGAACCCACAACAACUACAACACCUGAACCCACCACCACCACCACCACCACCACCACUACUCUGGCUCCCACAACUACGCCUCCACCACCCACUACUACCAAGCCUCGGGCUGCUGUCCAUAAAGUCAGAGAUGCAGGCAGCAGUCACCCAUACCUUGCCUCUGUGGCAACCGCAGGUUCAAGACAGUCACAGAAUGGUCAAGGAAAGAUUCCCAGUCAAGUAUUCAGAGGAGCUGCCUAUCCCAAUAGAUUCCCACAACGUACCAGUGCAGGUCUGCGCAGACCAGAAGCAGGUUCAGCUAUCAGGAGACCACCAUCCUCUCCAGUUGCACCAGCUUUUAACAGGGUUCAGCCGGCUACACCCGAGCGGACUCCAACCAUGAGCCAGUCAAACCCGGCUUUUCCCAGAAGGGACUGGGCGCCUCCUUCCUUUCCUCGUCCUGAUUGGUUCCCUGGAGCUCGACGACCAGCAGAUGUUAGUUAUGCAGCCCCAGACUCAGGAUACACAUGGAGUGAGACGGAUACACCUGAGAUUACAGCUCGGGAUCACAGGCCUGAUAUCUCAGAAUAUGAACGCUGGUUUUAUAACUUUGGACCGUACCUACCUCGCAUCCCAGACUCAGAUGGCAACCGUAAAGUACCAUUAGAUACAACCCAUACUAGAGUGGAGCCAGUGGAUGCCUGGAAACCUGAUGCUAAUCCGUAUGAAUCAGGCUUUAACGUGAGGGAGCAGGAACCUGUUCCUAGAGCACCUGAGCCUGUGUCACAAGGAGAUCCAGAUUGUAAGGUGGACCUGGUCUUCCUAAUGGAUGGGAGCUGGAGUAUUGGGAAGAGGCGCUUCAAGAUCCAGAAGGACUUCCUAUCUGAGGUGGCUCAGACCAUCAACGUUGGUGUGGCUGGACCCAUGAUGGGCCUCAUCCAAUAUGGUGAUGACCCUGUGACAGAGAUCAGUCUGAAGUCUUACUCCAACUCCAGAGAGGUGAAGUCUGCCAUAGAAAAGAUUGCACAGAAGGGAGGCCUCUCCAAUGUAGGAAAGGCCCUCUCCUACAUCAACAAGCACUUCUUCAGCGAUGCCAACGGAAACCGUGGAGGGGCUCCUAAUGUGGCUGUGGUGCUGGUGGAUGGCUGGCCCACAGACAAGGUGGAGGAGGCGUCUCGGCUCGCUCGGGAGUCCGGCAUCAACAUAUUUUUUGUCACCAUCGAGGGGGCAGAUGACAAUGAGAAACAAAACCUGGUUGAGACCAACUUUGUUGACAAGGCUGUGUGUCGGACAAAUGGCUUCUACUCCCUGCCUGUGUCCAGUUGGUUUGCUUUGAGGAAGGCUGUGCAGCCCCUGGUGAAGAGAGUGUGUGACACAGAUCGCCUGUUGUGCAGUAAAACUUGCCUCAAUGCCAACGACAUUGCCUUUGUGAUUGACGGCUCCAGCAGCGUUGGAACUGGCAACUUCCGCACGGUGCUUCAGUUUGUGGCCAACAUCACGCGGGAGUUUGAGAUCUCUGAUACCGACACGCGGGUCGGGGCUGUGCAGUACACAUACGAGCAGAGGCUGGAGUUUGGCUUUGGCCAGUACAACAACAAGGCCGAGCUGCUGAACGCCAUCAAACGUGUCAACUACUGGAGCGGCGGGACCAGCACCGGUGCUGCCAUCACCUACGCUGCAGAGCAGCUCUUCAGCAAAUCCAAACCCAACAAACGCAAGAUCAUGAUUGUGAUUACAGAUGGGCGCUCCUACGAUGACGUCAGGGCGCCCUCACUUGCUGUCCAUCGCCAAGGUGUGAUUGCCUAUUCAAUUGGCAUUGCCUGGGCAGCCCACGAUGAGCUGGAGUACAUCGCCACAGACCCCGACAAAGAACACUCCUUCUUUGUGGACGAGUUUGACAACCUCUACAAAUUUGUACCCAAGAUCAUCCACAACAUCUGCCAGGAGUUCAACUCCCAGCCUAGGAACUGAGGAUGCACGGGUGGAGGGGAGGAUGAGUACAGACAGACAUCUUGAUCCUGGGCUGUCUUAACAGAACACUGAUAGUACAUUUACUCACUGUUGCCCAGAUGGUGGUGCUGCAGCACCCCCAAUAUUUAAACAGGGAGGUGUUUUGAAAUGUAUGUGAGGAUUGUGGACAAAACAGCACUCAAAAUGAAUUAGCAUUCGUUCCCAAAUAUACAGAUGGUGCUAAUGGUAAAGGGUUUACAUUCACAGUGAAUGUACACUGAGGUGCCAUUUGUUCUCUGUUGGUCUUAUAAAGAGACCAGAGUACUCCUAUUAUUUUAUCAACAAACUAAAAAGUAAUCCUUUAUAAAUGGUUUCUAAGUUGUAACUAGGGGGUUUACCAAGAAUGGCACUUGAAGAUCGGCUACAAGGCCAUUCUACCUUCUAUUUUAGUUUCAUAAAUAUAUAGCCAGUAGUCUUUCCGUAAUCUUGCUAACAGAUAAACUAAGCAACACACAAACAACUAAAACCUGACCGAGGUAGAUCAUCAUUUAAUGCUUCAUAGAUCAAUUAGAAGGAACUAAUCAGAAAACAUUUUGGGUUAUGUAAUAUCCCCAUAGAGCCACUGGUGUUUAUCUUCCUCUGGCACAAUAUUGUAUCUAUAGUUCUUGUGUACACCUCUCCAAUGCAUAGUUUCACCUCGGUUAUACGGUGGCCGAAAGGCAUAACAAAAUAUUUCUAUUUGAAGAAACACGCUGCAGUUUCAAAAACGAUGCACUGUUACUGGAAGCUUACUAAAAUGUAUGUUUUUAUUGCCUUAUCUUUACACUGUAAGUGCAUGAUUCUUUUCGUUAUUAUUGCUUGCUAGCUACGUAGCUAACCUAGCCAAACAUCAACAAGCGCUCCUGUCCCAGCUGUAUGCAUCACUUUUUAGUGUUCAUUUCCGUGUUUGUUUUGGAUUGCUUUUCAAUUGCAGCGUUUUGUUGCUUUAAGCAAACCCUACCUAUGUUUCAUCAACAUGGUGAAUAUUUUCUAAACCCUGCGCAUAUGUUGUCAUGUUUUUAAAAAGUGUGUUCCUUUGCAUGUGUUUUGGAACAUUUGUGUUUUUAUGUUUGCGUCGUUUUUUGAAAGUGCAGUGUGUUUCUUCUUAGGUAAGAGCUUAGCGCGUUUGCACCUGUUGGCCACCGUACUGCUCUUCUGGAAAAGAGCUGCGGAGCAUCUAGCAUAACAUUAAUUAAUUAGCAACUUUUCCAGUGUUUGUAACUACAAGCUUGUUAAAGCAUGUAGAAUGCAAGGAGACAGAAAAUAUUAUGGAAACCUAAAAUUGAAAUUCCUCCAGUACAACCUACAGCAUGUUUAUAAGAAGGAGCAUUAUUAGAAACUGGUACACAAAUAUACACAAACAUUAAGCCAACUUACUAGGACAUGGUGCUUGCAGAGAAAUGUAGACUUAAAGCUUGCAGAGCACUUCCUCUUAUGGCUUAACAUACUUCAUAAACUUCAUAAUAUGGUGCUUUUAAAAAAUUUUUUUUUACCAUUCUCUGUAAAGAGGAUUCACUUUCUUAGAAUUGGUGCAUUUUAAUCUUCCUAAUAGGAGAGAUUAGAUAGUGGGGACAUCGUUAAAGUUCCUCUCAAAGAAUAUGGUGCUGAUAUUGCUGUUGGUAUUAGUGUUAGUUGAAUUGAGGCUCAUGUGAAAGGCAAAAAUAUCAACAACACAGAACAAGGACUUGUGUGAGAAGUGAGGAACAAGGAGAUUGUAUAUCUUUCUAUAGGUGAUCUCUGGAAUUUGUCUCCUCACUUUUGUUUUUUAACAGUGUGGUUGCUUCUAACUUUGCAGGCAUUUCUCAGUUUUGUUGACAGAGUAUUUAUGAUUUUCUUCCCGUUAUGUCCUGUUUGUACAUACGCAUAUUAAAAGUCUUUCGCUUAUAAUGUUCAUAAUUGAUCAAUAUUUUUUUUUGCAAUUUUUAAUAAAAUAAAGAAAAUGAAGACAACGUAAA
This is a messenger RNA of Eleginops maclovinus (Patagonian blennie), 4797 nucleotides long. It is a transcript of the gene vit, whose product is annotated as vitrin. The transcript is spliced from 23 exons. The coding region runs from base 347 to 2824 and encodes 825 amino acids. Gene Ontology annotation, biological process: extracellular matrix organization; positive regulation of cell-substrate adhesion. The record is from RefSeq and is a predicted model, not a curated record. Lineage: Eukaryota; Metazoa; Chordata; Actinopteri; Perciformes; Eleginopidae.